CAUGGCUAGUAGUUUCCAUCACAUCUUGUCAGGAGUCCUCAUGGAAACUGGUAUCACCAAUAAUCACAAUUUCAGUGGAUGCACGAGUCGAGGCGCAGAACAGAGAUGAGUCAUGGUGAAUAUUACCUGGGGAAUAUUUGUGCUUUGAGGAACAGAAGAGAUAAAGAGUGUUGGUGUUGUGUGUCUGAGAAUCCACGGAAUACACCUGCUGCUGCUCCGCCUCUCGUUGGGCUCUCUCCUUCUCUCAGCUCUGAUCUCUGAAACACUUUCGCCGCUGGAUCAUCUUUAAACUCGAACCUGUGGCAGGACAUGUAGAGAAACAUUUUGUGUGCCGUUUUGACGCAAGUUUUUCUUUUUCUAUCAUGAUUUCCGGCUCGCGCGGAUACAAGCUGCAGGUCUCUGGGCAGCAGUCUCUUACCACCAGCCAUAUAUGACUCAGCUUUGGAAAAACUGACUGAUGUGAUCUUCGGGAACUCUUUGUUGGUCAUCAUGGGAUGUGGCACCUCCGUUGCUACGGAGACUCAAGGGAAAAUAGUUGAGCCAGAUGACACAGCUAAGACUCCCUGCCCUGCUCUGACUAUGAAGGCAGCGGUUCUGAUCCAGCGAUGGUACCGGCGCUACAUGGCCCGUCUGGAGAUGAGGCGCAGGUACACCUGGAACAUCUUCCAGUCCAUUGAAUAUGCCGGGGAACAGGACCAGCUACAGCUCUCAAGUUUCUUCAGUUUCAUGCUCGACAACUUUACUCAGCUGAAUGAAAAUGGACCAGACUUGAUCUCUCAGCUGCUGGACCCGGUGGUGGACCCCUGGUUAGGCAGAGAGACGGGCUACAACCUGAUCCCUGUUCCAGAGUCAUACAGCGGACCCCGACUCUUGUUUCCUCUCUCCGUGUCUGAUACCAACUCUCUCCUGGGUGCAUUUAAAGAGCAGCAGACACUACAUGCCAGAUAUGUUCUGCAACUGCUGCACGAGACCAAGAAGCUCCUCAAACAGAUGCCCAACAUCACCCACUUGUCGACAUCCUACACUAGUGAGAUCACUAUAUGUGGAGACCUACAUGGCCGGCUUGAUGACUUACUCCUCAUAUUUUACAAGAAUGGCCUUCCCUCUGCGGAGACACCUUAUGUGUUCAAUGGGGACUUUGUGGACCGUGGGAAAAAGUCAGUCGAAGUGGUAAUCCUUUUGUUAGCCUACCUGCUGCUCUACCCCGACUACAUGCACCUGAACCGAGGAAACCAUGAAGACCACAUAAUGAACCUAAGAUAUGGAUUCACAAGAGAAGUCAUGCAGAAAUAUAAGACUCAUGGCAGGGAGAUCCUCCAGCUGUUUCAGGACGUUUUCAGCCUCCUGCCCGUCGCCACUGUCAUUGAUGGAAAGAUCCUGAUUGUUCACGGAGGAAUAUCAGACCAGACAGACCUGGACUUCCUCAGCUCCAUAGAGAGGCACAAGGUGAGAGGAAACAAGAUCCCACCUUCUCCCUGUAGCUCUACUCUUUUAACUGCAAUAAUCAAUGUUGACCACGUGACCUUUAAUAUUGCUCAAUUCUGCUCUACUGUGUUCUGUGUCCUAUUCUGCACUUGUCAUCUGUUUUUCACUCUCCUGCAGAUAGUGGAUAUUUUGUGGAGUGACCCUAAAACUCAAGAAGGCUGCAGUCCCAACAUAUUCAGAGGAGGAGGCUGCUACUUUGGUCCGGACGUCACCCAGAGACUGCUGACCCGACACGGACUCCAGCUGCUCAUCCGAUCCCAUGAGUGCAAACAGGAAGGAUAUGAGCUCUGUCAUGGUGGAAAGGUCAUCACCAUCUUCUCAGCGUCAAACUACUAUGAGGAGGGGAGCAACCGUGGUGCCUACAUCAAAGUGGGCCGAGAACUGGUUCCCCGCUUCUAUCAGUACCAAGUCAGCCGCACAACACGCAAACUCACCCUCACACAGAGAGUACGAGUUGCUGAAGGCUCCGCUCUCAAGGCCCUGAAGGAGAAGCUGUUCUCUCACCGCUCUGAGCUGCUUUCAGGCCUGCAGCAGUACGACCACAAAAACACCGGUAAUGUAUCAGUCAGUGAUUGGGCUCAGGUGUUGGAGUCUGUCCUGAGGCUGGACCUGCCCUGGAGGACACUUCGUCCUCACUUAGCCCGUCUGGCACCAGAUGGCAGUGUGGAGUACAUAUCCUGCUUUGAGGACAUGGAAUCAGGGAUUCCUCUGCCUCAGGUGACACCAAACAUGGCUGAGACCCUUUUCAGAUACAGGACAGACAUUGAGAUAAUAUUCAACAUUAUAGACAAAGACCAUUCAGGUCUGAUCUCCAUCGAGGAGUUUCGUCACACCUGGCGCCUCUUCAGCGCACACCUGGGGGUCGACAUCGACGACAGAGCCAUCGAUGACCUCGCCCGAAGUAUCGACUUCAACAAAGACGGCAGUAUAGACUUCACUGAGUUCUUAGAGGCCUUCAGAGUGGUACACAAAUUGGAAAAUAAGGAUCAGCAACUCAACGAAAAAAUGGAUGGAGACAAGUAUUCAUGAAGGAGGGAAUCUGAAUAAUACACUAGUCUUGCAUGGAACAGCAGGAGGGAAGGAGGGGGUGUGGCAAAGAUUGAAUUAUUAAGUAUUUAUUCAGUUGUUGAAUGAAAAAUACACAAUUUGAAAACUAGAAUGGCUGUUAUUUGGUGAUGUACCUUACUUAUUAGUGCAUUCUGUCAGUCGUAGGAGUCGUUGUUUAGGAUCCUUCCAUCCGCCUUUUUGAUUUAAAAUUGAAAUAUUUCAACCAUAAUUUGAAGGAUUUCCUUGAAUGACAUUUAUGUUUCCCAGACGAUAUGUUUCUAAGACUUCCUCUGACAUUCAUCUUGCAGCAGGCAAACGUUUUCAGAACAUUCAUUCAUGGUUUUAUAACAAUGCUGCUUAAUUACUAAUGGGGAUGUAUUCUCUUUUAAUCUAGUGCCACCAGCUGACUUUGUAUUGUUUUGACAUGAAAUAGCUGGACACACUUUAGAUGGAUGGAAAUGUAACAGUAUUUAGAAUGAUUAUGGUAUUUUGAUCUUCACUUAUAUAACACUUUCAUCCAAAGAACAUUUACAAUUAGCUUUUUAAGUAUAGUUUAAUUUAGUACAGCUCUGACAGCCUUUGCAGACUUGUGAGAAACAGGUGUACAGCAGGAGUACCAGUGUGCUGCCACGCUCUGUAGUAUUACAUGUAUUGAUGCCUGACGGCUUCAACAGUAUGAACAAUAGAGACAAUCCCGCUAUAGGGUGUCGGGAAGUGCAUGUUCAGUUGUUAACCAAG
This is a messenger RNA of Notothenia coriiceps (black rockcod), 3270 nucleotides long. It is a transcript of the gene ppef1, whose product is annotated as protein phosphatase, EF-hand calcium binding domain 1. The record is from RefSeq and is a predicted model, not a curated record. Gene Ontology annotation, molecular function: manganese ion binding; phosphoprotein phosphatase activity; protein binding. The coding region runs from base 490 to 2514 and encodes 674 amino acids. Gene Ontology annotation, biological process: detection of stimulus involved in sensory perception. NCBI's taxonomy places the organism in Eukaryota, Metazoa, Chordata, Actinopteri, Perciformes, Nototheniidae. The transcript is spliced from 17 exons.